GGUAGAGGCAAACAGAUUCUUACCCCACAAAUGAAAAAUUCACAAACGCAUGCACACAAUUACACUUUCACACAUACAGUACAGUUUAUACUUCUUUUCAAAUACGUUUGUAUAGUAUAAGCUGUAUGACUCCCAAUAUUUUAUAUUAUUUUGAUUUUUAUGCUGAAUGCCCCUGUGCUGACGACUAGCAUUCCAUUGUCACUGACCUAGCCAAAGUCCUCACGCUUUCGACCGCACCGGAAGUGUUUGAAGGACCUCGCUUUGCAGUCGCUUGCUGGAGGAAAGACUUCGGUUCUUGACCCGAAUCUUCUCCCAGGACGACCGCUGAUCUCAACCGCACUUGCAGUCUUCGAGUGGAAGAGCACGGCAGUGUUCUGCUAACAUUUUACAAUCUUUUGGACAUUUUGUAAGAUACAUUGUGCCGUCUGAUACAUUUUAGUUUGCCUUUUUUGUCUAGAGCAUUUACUAUUUACUAUUUACAUUUGUAAAUUAUUCAGAUACGAAGUUGUGAUGUAGAGAAUUUUAUCAAAUGCACGCGCUAAUGCCAUUUUUAAGAAUAUAGUAAUUGUAACUCAGCGAUUUGUAUGCAACAUUGACAAAUGCACCAUCAGGGUGAAUAAUAUAUAGACCUUCUAGUAACGUUAACAUUCCCUAAGAGCUUUUGGUAUUUCAGAUAAAGGAUUUGUUGGGGCGUUUGUCUGCCACCCUCUGGCAGCCAGACUUCUGGUUACCCUUAGGAGUGACCUGGGAUGACCUCCUGUUCCACUGAUAGCUUCCACUUCCCGGUUUUUUCCGACGUGUGGAUCUACCCUCCUGCCUUUGGCUUGUGCUUAAUGCUGUUCCGCUUCUCGUUCUUGGAGCCCCGUUUGUUCCGCCCCCUGGCGCGCAGCAUGGGCGUCUCCGACUGGCGUCCGGCCCCUCCGGCCUUCGACGCCGCUCUCGAUGCCCUCUAUCGACGCUACCAGACCAAGGUUCCCGCGCAGGUGAUCGUGGAGACCUCGGAAGCCAACAACUUGACCCCUCGCCAGGUGCAGAGAUGGCUGAACCGAAAGCAUGCCGUAUUAAAGUCAACCAAGUACGAGAAGUUCAUGGACUGCGCUUAUGAUUUUUCUUGUCACACUUUUAUGUGUAUUUUUGGCUUCGUCGUCAUGGUCUCGAAACCAUGGCUGUGGAACAUCACACUGUGCUGGAGGGAUUAUCCACACCACAGCAUCAGCGCCGACGUCUGGUGGUACUACAUGCUGUGCUUGGCUUACUUUUGGUCCACAACCAUCAUCCAGAUACCCAAGCCGGCGCACAGAGUCUCCGAUAAGGUUCAGAUGAUGUCUCAUCAUUUGUUUACGAUUCUCCUGAUGGUGUUCUCGUGGACAUGUAACUUCGUUCGCGUUGGGACGCUGGUUCUCGUUGUCCAUGAAUGUGCCGACGUCCCUCUUCAGGCCGCCAAGAUAUUCAAGCACGCAGGUAUCGACACACUCACUGAUGUGAUGUUCGCGGUGUUCGUCAUCCUUUGGCUGGCGACCCGCUGUUGCGUCUUCCCUUUCUGGAUCAUGCACAGCGUGUUCUUCGAGGCCACCACCUUCAUGUUCAUGCCCUCAGCCUACCUCUUCAUGGGGCUUCUGGUGGGCCUCCUCAUCCUCAACCUGGGAUGGACGUGGAUCAUCCUGAGCAUUGUGAUCAGGAAGCUCCGUGCAGGAACCUUACAGGAUGUUCGGUCGUCAGGAGAAGAGGAAUCGGAGGAUGAGUCCCAGAUGAGUAAUGGGAUCAAAAGAGAGUAGGAAUCUGGCGAAGAGG
This is a messenger RNA of Penaeus monodon (black tiger shrimp), 1791 nucleotides long. Its product is annotated as ceramide synthase 3-like. Gene Ontology annotation, biological process: ceramide biosynthetic process. NCBI's taxonomy places the organism in Eukaryota, Metazoa, Arthropoda, Malacostraca, Decapoda, Penaeidae. The record is from RefSeq and is a predicted model, not a curated record. The transcript has a single exon. Gene Ontology annotation, molecular function: sphingosine N-acyltransferase activity. Gene Ontology annotation, cellular component: membrane. The coding region runs from base 750 to 1775 and encodes 341 amino acids.